Monopterus albus (swamp eel) is the source of this 1214-nucleotide messenger RNA. RefSeq names its product cullin-5-like. The coding region runs from base 1 to 888 and encodes 295 amino acids. Lineage: Eukaryota; Metazoa; Chordata; Actinopteri; Synbranchiformes; Synbranchidae. Gene Ontology annotation, biological process: ubiquitin-dependent protein catabolic process. The transcript is spliced from 6 exons. The record is from RefSeq and is a predicted model, not a curated record. Gene Ontology annotation, molecular function: ubiquitin protein ligase binding.
AUGGAGCUCGUCAACCUGUCACUCACCGGGCUCAGUGAGGGAGAUCAGGGGAAAGGAUUCCCAGGGGGCCGGAGCUUGUAUCAAUUCAUAGGCAGGGGGCUGUGGAUACCUACUAUCAAUGGUAGUGGUAAUGCACUUGAGACAGAAAUGCCUGAUGCAGGGAAUGCAUCCGCAUCCACACAAGAUGGAGGCUCAAUUUCUUACCUCCUGUCCUCCAGAGAUGUCCAUGCUGUGUGUCUGUGGGAUGAUAAAGGACCAGCCAAAAUCCACCAGGCUCUCAAAGAGGACAUCCUAGACUUCAUCAAACAAGCACAGGCUCGGGUGCUGAGCCACCAGGAUGACACGGCGCUGCUAAAAGCCUACAUUGCAGAGUGGAGGAAGUUCUUCACCCAAUGCGACAUCCUGCCCAAACCCUUCUGUCAGCUGGAGAUCACUCUGAUGGGCAAACAAGGCAGCAACAAGAAAACAAACAUGGAGGACAGCAUCGUACGCAAGCUGAUGCUGGACACGUGGAACGAGUCGAUCUUUUCCAACAUUAAGAGUCGCCUGCAGGACAGCGCCAUGAAGCUGGUGCACGCUGAGAGGCUGGGGGAGGCCUUCGACUCCCAGCUCGUUAUAGGAGUACGAGAGUCGUAUGUAAACCUGUGUUCUAACUCGGAGGACAAGCUGCAGAUCUACAGGGAUAACUUUGAGAAAGCCUACCUGGACUCUACAGAGAGGUUUUACAGAACACAGGCACCGUCCUACCUGCAACAGAAUGGCGUCCAGAACUACAUGAAAUAUGCAGACGCAAAGCUAAGAGAAGAGGAGAAGAGAGCACUUAGGUAUCUAGAGACACGUCGUGAAUGUAACUCUGUUCAAGCAGUAAGUGUCUCUGACAGGAUCUAAAGUAUUUCACUCUCUCUAGCCAGUUCUUUGGUUUCUGUAGCGUGUGAGUUUCAAAGUUUCAUCACCCUGAUCCAGCAACUUUAUGAAGGCGCCACACGCCAAAUUAUCCAUAACGACAAAUUGACAGAGGAGUUUGAGGUGAGAACAGGAGUCCGACAAGGAUGCAUGCUCUCCCCAAUGAUCUUCCUGUUAGUGGUCGACUGGGUGAUGCAUCAGACAAUUAAAACAGGAAAAACCGGAAUCCAGUGGUCCCUGACUCAAUUCCUUGAAGACCUGGACUUUGCGGAUGACUUGUGCCUGAUGUCCCAGAAAUGCCAACAUAUGCA